Aspergillus homomorphus CBS 101889 is the source of this 713-nucleotide messenger RNA. RefSeq lists its product as uncharacterized. The record is from RefSeq and is a predicted model, not a curated record. NCBI's taxonomy places the organism in Eukaryota, Fungi, Ascomycota, Eurotiomycetes, Eurotiales, Aspergillaceae. Bases 35 to 496 code for a protein of 153 amino acids. The transcript has 2 exons.
CCCUUUCAUCGCGUAUCGUCAGAGGAUCUUGAGAAUGAGAUAUAAGGGAAGACGGGGAAAAGACCCAAUUCCCUUCCAUGGUUUGCAGAUGCUGAACGAGACUGAGAUCAAUCCGUCCAUCUUUCAACCCUUCCAGCAUUCAUUCAUCAUGCUUGCUUAUCUCGCCCCACGUGACAGGUCGACCACAUACCCGGUCAUUGAGCGGGCGGGUCAGCUGACCUCCGGCCCGUUCCCGUCACUUCCUCCUUCAGUUUCCCCAGCUUCCCUUCAACUGCUCCAUCCAUCAGACUCCACAAACAAACAACAACAACCAUGGUCUCGCUGGUGGGCCUGGUUCACUGCCUCCGUGGCUGUCAAUGCUGAAAUGCUCUAUCCUACCCAGUCAAUCGAUUGCAUUAGCCUAUCCAAUGACUUCCUCAAUGGACGUGGGAGUUCAAUCUCCGUCACUCUCCUCGGUUACUGUCCCUGCCCACCCACGUGGGAAAUCGCGGUCUAGGAGUGGUAAACCCGGCCAGACACCGUCGAUCCCCGCCAGGAGCGCAACCAUCUUUUUUCCGAAGGGGCCCGCAUCGUGAACUUGCUCGCCAAAAGAACUGUCUCCGGAGGAUGCCAGUUGGAGUACUAUAAAAAGCGAUCAUUUGCCGCCCGAACUCACGGCGUCGCCAUGUCAAUCAGCAUCUACGAGGGCCUCACCGACAUGAUCUCCCUCUUGU